Trematosphaeria pertusa is the source of this 793-nucleotide messenger RNA. RefSeq lists its product as uncharacterized. The record is from RefSeq and is a predicted model, not a curated record. The transcript is spliced from 2 exons. The coding region runs from base 57 to 539 and encodes 160 amino acids. Lineage: Eukaryota; Fungi; Ascomycota; Dothideomycetes; Pleosporales; Trematosphaeriaceae.
CUUCUAUCUUCGCUUCUUAUUCCACCUGCCUCAACACUCAGCUCCCCUCUCUUAGUAUGUCCGAGGUUGAGGGCCCUAAACCAGGCUCUGCAGAAACGCAACCGGAUGAUCCGUCGUUGAUCUCCGCCACCAAAGCCCAGGCGAAACGCGUAAUUCUUCGACUACGAGUGAAUGAAUUCUCUGAUGGCGACCCCUCAGAGUACGACGACGCCAUCAAGACGUACCUCGCUUUCGCUGGCCGUCCAAUUACAGAAUGGGAAGAGGAUAGGCACUACGCACACAUCGAGCCUUUUCAAGAUCCCGAGCUGCGGCAGACUAGAUUCCACAUCACACUUGAUAUGGAGCAAGGUUCAAUAGAAAACCCGGAUUUUGGAAAGCUACCACAUGAGGUCUAUCGCAUUCGCCGCGAUGGGCACGGAGAACUCCAAGUCGCCCUAAUUCAGAGUCCCCUUGAGAGGGAAAACCUCAUAAAGAAAAUUCGACAGUACAGCGAUAUUCUCUAUCCUUGGGGUAGAACUAGGCGGGCGGGGAAGUCGUAGGCAUUGAUCUUGGCAUAUGGAUAGGGGAACAGUUCGCCACAGUCAAUAUGAUUGUAAUGCUAGCUCGUCAUUAGCUGCAAAUCUCGUAUUGAAUUUCGCCGGACUUACAACUACUGAGAAUGUUCAGAGCUUGGAGGUGAUACUCCUUGACAGGCUGGGCACAAUCCAGGUAGAUUUUGAUCUCUUGCAUCAAGCGCUCGAGGAAGAUCUCGAGUUCGUCCGGUCGCAGGAACACAAAGAGAAUUGCCAGGGCG